This is a messenger RNA of Medioppia subpectinata, 1185 nucleotides long. The record is from the annotation of a GenBank genome assembly. Lineage: Eukaryota; Metazoa; Arthropoda; Arachnida; Sarcoptiformes; Oppiidae.
AUGGCUAUUGUAGUGAUGGCUAAGUUUAACAAAUCCAGUUCCCGGAGCAGUGAUAUCUGUGUCACCAGUGCUGACAAAAAUAGCACCAAAAGUCACAACUCGGGAGAGUUUGAUUGGGAUGAGAGCACACAGGGAGUGAUUUUGGGCGCAUUUUUCUACGGAUAUCUCGUGUUUCAAGUGCUCGGCGGACGACUGGCCGAGCUUUUUGGUGCCAAAUGGCUGUGCACUGGAGGUAUAGCCGCCUCUUUAGUUAUUAAUGCGUUGACACCACUAAUCGCCAGAUCUGGUUAUUAUUGGCUACUGUUGGCCAGUCGUGUGGUGUUGGUUGUGAAAAGUGAGCCCAAAGAUCAUCCAUGGAUUUCAGAGCACGAACUCAAUUACAUUCACUCAAACAUUGCCGCAAAUAAUACAAGUGUUGACAAUAAAGAUAGGCCUAAACGGUCGGUGCCGUGGCUUAAGAUAUUGACAUCAAAGGAAUAUAUGAUUGACUUCACAAUCCUUAUAGAUCGGACUCAUAGGAUCAUUAAUUUACGUUUAUUUAUGAGCGGAUUUUUGGCCGACUUUAUAAUAAGUAAAAAUAUUAUGGAUAAAACAUUAUUGAGAAAACUCUUUGAAACAACCGCUACGUUAGGCUCUGGUAUCUGUUUGGCAGCCAUACCACUGUCUGGAUGCAAUGAUACACUUGCAAUGAUUGCUUUAGGUAUGAUUGCCGGGGGAGAGUCAGCAGUAGUAGCAGAUCUAUCGGGAAAUUUUACGGCCACAGUGUUUGCAAUCGGAAACACCAUAGCGUUUACGUGUGGUUUCAUAACACCACUAGUGAUCGGGUAUAUACUCGAUGCCAGCGAUCAGACCCGACGGCAAUGGAGUUAUAUCUUCUAUAUGUCCGCCGCUAUCAAUAUAUUAGGAGGCGUUGUGUUUGCUAUCUUCGGGUCAGCGAAACGCCAGGAUUGGGAUAUGGAUGAGGAGAGUGUAACAGACGAUAGUGUAAACUACCUUUUAAAAAAUAUAAAAGCCACCACGAUCAAUACGAGACACACCACAGCCAAUACGCUGAUGCCGGCAAUCCAACCGCCGAGGGGUGGGUCAGCCUUUUCUGUCUCACAUUUGUCUCCACUCCAACCCCCGUCGCACAGACAGGCGUUACCAUUCUUACCCUUCGGCACACAUUUACCACGAUUACACUGA